This is a messenger RNA of Aureobasidium uvarum, 1350 nucleotides long. The record is from the annotation of a GenBank genome assembly. NCBI's taxonomy places the organism in Eukaryota, Fungi, Ascomycota, Dothideomycetes, Dothideales, Saccotheciaceae.
AUGUCUGCAACGGCUUGCUUCUUGUUGUUCGAAAGCGAGCAUGAAGUUGCAUUGACUUGGGACUAUGCACCUAUGCUUUGUCUGAACUUGACCACUACCGCUGUUGCGAUUACACUAUGGUCAUCGGUGCUCCAACAGACUAAGGAGAGCACAACGCUUGGUAUCGCUUUCUUUACAGUAGCAGGAUUUACAGCUUUCAUCUCUCAACAAUUGGGGCUGCCUGUAUACUUGAGCUACGUACAAGUUCUGGCCUUCUUGAUAUCCGUCACAUGUUGUGCUGUUGGGAAACUCGGCAAGUCGGAUCAUGGUUCCUCACCCGAGCAGGGCUGGCUCGAGCUACCCAUGGAGUCUGACGACGUUGCAAAGCCGAGCAGAUCAUCCAUCAACAGACUCAUCUCUAAAGUCAAGGAACGAAAAAGAUGGAUCAUGUACCAGAGACCACCCCAACUGAUCUUUCUCAUCAUCACAACAGCAGUCUGGGGAUAUUUCCUCACCACGAACCUCUCGACACAACUUGCGAAGCACACAUCCCACGACUUGCGACUGGACACCUCUUACAGAGCAAGCUCCAACAUCGACAUCGUGAUGAGCAUGUACCGCGAAGCGCCCUCCCACAUAAUUCAAACAUUCUCACUACUCAACUCUAUCCCUUCCGUUGGCUCCAAAUCACCCCGUCUGAUCCUCUACACCAAAGACCCUGGCGCAAACACCACACUCCUCCAACACCAAACCAAUGCCACAAAAGUCAUCAAGCUGCCAAAUGUAGGUAGAGAAGGCCAUACCUAUCUCCACCAUAUAACCUCUUCUUGGGAUGAUUUGGCAACACAGACUUUCUUCUUGCAAGCCUCCAUUCACAACCCACGCGAAUUCACUGCUAGAGUGGAGGAUUACUUCACGCCUCAGACAGGAAUGUUGAGUUUGGGGUUUAGUGGUCAGAGUUGUGAGUGCAAUAAUUGCGGUGAUAGGUUUGGAUGGCGAGACCAUUCUGGCAUUGUGGAGGAGACUUGGAAGGAGGUAUUCAAUCAAACGUGUGGAGAGCAGAGGGUGCUAUUGAGUUACAAGGGCCAGUUUGUUGCUAGUGCUGCGAGGUUGAGGGCGAAUAAGAAGGGCUUGUACGAGAGGUUGAUGAAUGCGUUGGAAGAGCCGGAUAGCUGGGCGCACCAGCAAGGAUAUCUGCAAGGGCGACCCGACUCACUGAACGCGCCAUACUUUGGUUACACCUUGGAGCGGCUAUGGUCAGUGAUUCUGCAAUGUUCUGACGAGCGCAUUGCAGCUCUCUGUCCGACGUUGUUGAGCGGGACAAGAAGAAACGGAUCCAACGCAGAUUGUCAGUGUCUUGACUCCUCUUGA